ACUUCGCCGCGCACACUCGUACCGAUGCGCGGCUCCUGGGACGAGUCCACGACGGCGGCGCUUCACGCGCGCAUCCUGGAGGCGCACCGCGGGCCCGCGGCGCCCGACCGAGCCGCCGAGCCCGCCAACUGCGCCGACCCGCCGCCGCUGUCCCUGUCCGCGCUCGAGCUCGCCGCGCCGACGCCGCUGCUGCCGCUGCCCACGCUGUCCUUCAGCGCGGCGCAGGUCGCGACCGUGUGCGAAACCCUGGAAGAGAGCGGUGAUGUCGAGCGGCUGGCGCGAUUCCUCUGGUCUCUGCCGGUCGCUCACCCGAACGUCGCUGAGCUGGAGCGCUGCGAAGCCGUUCUUCGAGCGCGGGCCGUGGUAGCGUUCCACGCCGGCCGACACAGAGAGCUAUAUUCCAUCCUGGAGCGGCACCGGUUUCAACGUUCGAGUCACGCGAAAUUACAAGCCCUCUGGCUCGAGGCGCACUAUCAAGAAGCGGAGCGACUCCGCGGCCGGCCGCUCGGCCCCGUCGACAAGUACAGAGUGCGAAAGAAGUUUCCGUUGCCCAGGACGAUUUGGGACGGCGAGCAGAAGACGCACUGUUUCAAGGAGCGGACGCGGUCGCUGCUGCGCGAGUGGUACCUGCAGGACCCGUACCCCAACCCGACCAAGAAGCGCGAGCUGGCGGCGGCCACGGGGCUGACGCCGACGCAGGUGGGCAACUGGUUCAAGAACCGGCGGCAGCGAGACCGUGCAGCGGCCGCCAAGAACCGCUCGGCGGUGCUGGGCCGCGGGUUCGCCUCCUCCUCCACCUACGACGAGGACUCGGCCGACUCGGAGAUCAACGUCGACGAGGAGUGACCGCCGCCCGCCCGCUAGUGUAAAUACAGUGAUAUUAAUUUAUGUCGCCGUCUGUUCGCGGACGUUCAGUGACGAUGCAAUAGACGAAUCUUGUGAUGUGAGCUGUAUAGUUACUAUAAGUUAAAUGUUAAAGUGUUGUGCUUGAGGGCCGCGUCAGGUACGUACUAUUAUAGUGAAUGUUUGCACGAGCAAAUUGCCGAUCUAGCGAGCGCCGGUUAGUCCACAAAUAUUUAUUUGAAUCGUUCUCGAUUUACGAAACUGACCUUUCCGAACGCAUUUAUUUGUGUGUUUACCAAUAUUUCCUAAAGAAUUUAUUUAUCAUAUCAAAUUUUAGUUGUAAACUAGAGUAAGUUGUAGAUAAUUAUGUUCACGGUACGUUAGAGUUAACAGAGGGUACCUGAUCGUAUCUGCUUAUUCAGCCGAUUUGUAAAACGCAACAAUUAUUAUGUUUUAAGUAAUUUAUUUUAUCGGUAAAUAUUAGUUCUUUUAGUAGAGAAAUGCUGUGAUAUGGUGUUAGAUGUAAAUAUUAAAUAGAACUGAACUGAACGACAUUAUAAAACUUGUGAAUAUAGGUAACUCUAGGCCUAUUUGUACAUAAGUUGAACUUGCGUAUGUUGUUGGCCUUAGAUUGAAUACUUUAUUAAAACUUAUUUACCAGA
Molecule: messenger RNA, 1505 nt
Organism: Colias croceus (clouded yellow)
Lineage: Eukaryota; Metazoa; Arthropoda; Insecta; Lepidoptera; Pieridae
Product: homeobox protein SIX6
Exons: 1
Coding region: 25-846 (273 amino acids)
Biological process (GO): regulation of transcription by RNA polymerase II
Cellular component (GO): nucleus; transcription regulator complex
Molecular function (GO): RNA polymerase II cis-regulatory region sequence-specific DNA binding; DNA-binding transcription factor activity, RNA polymerase II-specific
Source: RefSeq, a predicted model, not a curated record